ACGUCUGGUACACCUCUAAAACAUUGUUCACACAUAUAUCCUACCAAAAUAAAAACAUUUACUCUUGAAAAACAUCUCAAAUUAUCCGUGAAUAUUUGAAAAUCAUCAUUGGCUGCAAUAAUGGGAGUACCGGCAUUUUUUCGGUGGUUGAGUCGCAAAUAUCCUUCCGUGAUUGUGGAAUGCAUCGAGCAGAAGAAAACAUCGAUUGAUGGGGUUGCCAUUCCAAUAAAUUCAUCAGAUCCAAAUCCAAAUGGAGUCGAGUUCGACAAUUUGUACCUCGAUAUGAACGGUAUAAUUCAUCCAUGUACCCAUCCCGAGGACAAACCAGCCCCAAAAACCGAGGACGAGAUGAUGGAGGCGAUAUUCGAGUGCAUAGAUCGACUAUUCGCAAUAGUUCGACCCCGAAAAAUUCUCUACAUGGCGAUCGAUGGAGUUGCCCCUCGGGCAAAAAUGAAUCAGCAACGAUCACGAAGGUUUAGGGCCUCGAAGGAAACAUCAGAGAAGAUCUUCGAGAUGAAUAGAAUUCGAUCGGAGUUGCAGUCGAAGGGUGCAUACCUACCUCCGGAGAAGCCCAAAGAGGAACAUUUUGACUCCAACUGCAUCACCCCAGGGACUCCAUUUAUGGCGAGACUCUCUGCGUGUCUUCAUUAUUACAUUCAUGAGAGAUUGAAUAAUGAUCCUGGGUGGGAGGGAAUCAAGGUCAUUCUGAGUGAUGCCAAUGUUCCAGGGGAGGGUGAGCACAAGAUCAUGGACUUUAUUCGUCGACAGAGAGCUCAACCUGAUCACGAUCCAAAUACUCAGCAUGUACUGUGUGGAGCUGAUGCUGAUUUGAUCAUGUUGGGGCUUGCCACUCAUGAACCUAAUUUCACAAUUAUAAGGGAGGAGUUCAAACCGAAUAAACCAAGACCCUGCGAUAUCUGUGGACAGUUGGGUCACGAAAUGAAGGAUUGCACCGGAGCUGAGCCGGAUGCCUCAAAGGACGAUGUUGCUUUUGGCAGUGAAUGCCAAUUCAUAUUCGUUCGAUUGAACGUCUUACGAGAAUAUUUAGAACGAGAGCUGCAGAUGCCAAAUCUCCCCUUCAAGUACGACUUCGAGAGGGCUAUCGAUGAUUGGGUAUUCAUGUGUUUCUUUGUGGGAAAUGACUUCCUCCCGCAUUUACCUUCAUUAGAGAUCAGAGAAGGAGCAAUCGAUAGAUUAGUCAAUCUUUACAAGAAGACUGUUUACAAAACUGGUGGAUUUCUCACUGACAGUGGUGAUGUCAAUCUUGACAGGGUGCAGUUGAUACUCUCGGACCUCGGGGACAUGGAGGAUGAAAUAUUCAAGAGGCGACAGCAGAAUGAAUUAGCUUUCAAGCAACGUGAGAAGAACAAGAAGAGGCGACUCGAUGCUAUCAGUAAUUUCAAACCCAAAUGGAUUCCCACUGGCCAGUUUGCACCGAAUGCCAUCGGUGGAGAAGUUAAACCUGUGCAAAAUGCCAGAUAUGAGGCUUAUCAGAUGCGAAUGAUGGGGAGGAAUUUUUCGACUAGUGCUUCUGAGCGCAAGCUUCAGACCACUGAUGCUGGCAGUGCUCUUCAGGCUAUGCUGGUGCCUGAAGGGGCUGAUAGGGGGGUCAAGAGGAAGAGUGAUGCUGCUGAGGAGGAGGAAGAUGAUCAGGCUCACGACGAGGUCAGACUCUGGGAGGAUGGAUUCAAGGAUCGGUAUUAUGAAUCCAAGUUUGACGUUUCCAUCGAUAAUUUGGAGUUUAGGAAUAAUGUUGCUCUUCAGUAUGUUCGAGGCCUCUGCUGGGUUCUGAGGUACUACUAUCAAGGGUGCGCAUCGUGGAAAUGGUAUUUUCCUUAUCACUAUGCACCUUUUGCCAGUGAUUUCAUUAAUAUUGGGGGUCUCUCCACCGAAUUCGAAAGAGACACAGUGCCUUUCCGUCCGUUGGAGCAAUUGAUGGGUGUAUUUCCUGCAGCUAGUAGUCGUCAUGUACCGAAACCGUGGGCCAAAUUAAUGAGUGAUCCUAGAUCAACGAUAAUAGAUUUUUAUCCAGAAGACUUCAAGAUUGAUCUCAAUGGAAAGAAGUUUGCUUGGCAAGGAGUUGCUCUACUGCCAUUUGUCGAUGAGACGAGGUUAUUCAAGGCUCUCGAGCCUUAUUAUGAAGUUCUCACAGAAGCAGAAAAGAAACGUAAUGUGAGGGGUGACGACAGGUUAUACGUUGGACCUGGAAACAGUGGAUACAACUUCAUAAAAGGACUGUACAAUAAUGGAGUAGAUCAAGAUGCUGAGACAGAGAUUUCAAUUGAUGGAAUGAGGGGAACCGUUUUAUUGGCUGAGGAUUGUGUAGGUGAAGGGGCCACUCUACCAUCUCCCAUCAAUGGAGCACCUGUUCGAUAUAAUAAAGUUUAUUGCGGGAGAUAUCGCGAUCCGAAGUACCCAUCAGGCCACAUUUUCCCUGCAGAACGAUUGAAUGGUGUCAAAGAGCCACCUCGAGUAUUAAAACCCCAAGACUUUGAACAGAUGAAUCGUGACAAUGGGAAUCAGUGGAAGCCUCAGAUCGGCUUUGUACGAUCGGAUAAAACCGCGACACUGGGCGAGGGAGGACAUCGAAUGCUGGGACAUCACACCAACGCCAAUAGGAGUCAAGGCCAGUACUCCCACGUGCCACCUCCACAGAAUUCUUAUCAACGCGGGUAUUCCAGUGGAUACCAGACAUCAUCGGGUGGUACCGGGUACAACAGCCAGUCGAGUGGUUAUUCUGGUAAUCGAGGAUACCAGAAUAAUUAUCACUCACAGGGUGGUGGAUCUAAUAGGAGUGGGGGAUAUGGACAGGGAUAUAAAUCUUAUGGGCAUCAAUCCCACAGCUAUCAGCAAGCGAGGAAUCACCCUUAUCAGGGCCACAGGGGCAAUCAUCACAAUUCUGAUAGAGGAGGCUAUCAUUCCAAUCAGCAGAGGAAUCAGCCGAACAAACGCUACGGAGGAGGUGGAGGUGGGGGCUCCAGGAGGAAUUAAUACUCUGUUGAGAGGAUAAUUUGCACAUAAUGAUCGGAUUAUAUUAAACAAUGAUACACCAUGUAUUUUGGAGGGAUUUUAUGUCGCAAUACUGACGAAUCAAUUGACGUUGUAAUCAAGUAGGAAUGACAUUGGACUGUAAAUUUUAGAUGAAAUUUUUAUGAACGAGAGUUUGCUAUUUUCAUGCGCAUAUCAUUGUAUGUGCAAUGUGCAUUAACCUGUAUUCACACAACUUCUGCGAGCGAAUUUCAGAUAUAAAUAUUGUAGAUGUAUCAAUUUCUUGAGAAUUCAUUGGACUUCGAAUGUGUUUAUAUAAUUUGUUAAUUUAUCCACAGCAUUUCAAUUUUUGUCAUAA
This is a messenger RNA of Fopius arisanus, 3346 nucleotides long. It is a transcript of the gene Rat1, whose product is annotated as 5'-3' exoribonuclease 2 Rat1. The transcript is spliced from 10 exons. Lineage: Eukaryota; Metazoa; Arthropoda; Insecta; Hymenoptera; Braconidae. The coding region runs from base 121 to 2991 and encodes 956 amino acids. Gene Ontology annotation, biological process: nucleobase-containing compound metabolic process. The record is from RefSeq and is a predicted model, not a curated record. Gene Ontology annotation, cellular component: nucleus. Gene Ontology annotation, molecular function: nucleic acid binding; 5'-3' RNA exonuclease activity; zinc ion binding.